UCUCUCUCUCUCUCUCUCUCUCUCUCUCUCUCUCUCUCUCUCUCUCUCUCCCUCGCUCUCUCUCUCUCUCGCUCUCUCGCUCUCUCUCACUCACUCUCGUUCGCUUUUUACGCACGGGAGGUUGGGCACCUGAGAACACUCGCGCACACUAAAGGGAAGAGAGAGUGUGUGACAUCCCGUUUUCAUGUUUGGGAUUCAGGAGAGCAUCCAAAGGAGUGGGAGUAGUUUGAAAGAGGAACCCUUCGGAGCCGGCAUGAACGCAGUCCGAACAUGGAUGCAAGGUGCCGGGGUGCUGGAUGCGAACACGGCCGCGCAGAGCGGAGUGGGGCUGGCCAGGGCGCACUUCGAGAAACAGCCGCCCUCAAAUCUUCGCAAAUCCAACUUCUUCCACUUCGUUUUAGCCCUUUAUGACCGACAAGGACAACCAGUGGAAAUUGAGAGGACCUCUUUUGUCGGAUUUGUGGAAAAAGAAAAGGAGACUACUGGAGAAAAGACAAACAAUGGAAUACAUUACAGACUUCAACUUCUCUACAGCAACGGCAUCAGAACAGAGCAGGAUUUUUAUAUACGACUAAUUGACUCCAUGACUAAACAGCCCAUCAUCUAUGAAGGUCAAGAUAAGAACCCGGAGAUGUGCCGCGUGCUCCUGACUCAUGAAAUCAUGUGCAGUCGUUGCUGUGACAAAAAGAGUUGCGGGAACCGUAACGAGACGCCCUCGGAUCCCGUGAUCAUCGACAGGUUUUUUCUAAAGUUUUUCCUGAAAUGCAAUCAGAACUGUCUUAAGAAUGCAGGAAACCCACGGGACAUGCGGCGCUUUCAGGUGGUUGUGUCAACAACAGUCAGUGUAGAAGGACACGUGCUGGCUGUUUCAGACAACAUGUUUGUGCACAACAACUCCAAACAUGGCAGAAGAGCUCGGAGACUCGACCCAUCAGAGGGAACACCGUCAUAUCUGGAACAUGCAGCCGCUCCCUGUAUCAAAGCCAUUAGCCCCAGUGAAGGCUGGACAACAGGGGGCGCUACUGUCAUCAUCAUUGGAGACAACUUCUUUGACGGACUGCAGGUCAUCUUCGGCACCAUGUUGGUCUGGAGUGAGCUCAUCACACCUCAUGCCAUCAGAGUGCAGACCCCUCCACGUCACAUCCCCGGAGUGGUAGAGGUCAUGCUCUCCUAUAAGUCCAAACAGUUUUGCAAAGGCACACCUGGCAGAUUCAUCUACACAGCCUUGAAUGAGCCCACCAUAGACUACGGUUUCCAGCGGUUACAGAAGGUGAUACCUCGGCAUCCUGGAGACCCUGAACGUUUGCCAAAGGAAGUGAUUUUAAAGAGAGCUGCAGAUCUGGUUGAAGCACUUUAUGGAAUGCCCCACAACAACCAGGAAAUCAUUCUUAAGCGAGCAGCGGAUAUCGCUGAGGCCCUUUACAAUGUGCCACGAAACCACAACCAGCUGACAGGCCUGACCAACAGCUCUGUGCAUGCGAGCAUGAUGGGAGUAAACUCCUUCACUGGACAGCUCGCUGUUAACAUCUCAGAAUCGUCUCAGGGCCAGGGUUUCAGUCGUAACACGAGUAGCGUAUCUCCGCAUGGAUAUGUGCCGAGCUCCACACCUCAGCAGAACAGUUACAAUACGGUCUCCACCAGCAUGAAUGGCUACGGAAACAGCACCAUGACAAACCUGACCGGAUCCCCGAGUUUCCUGAACGGCUCUGCCGCCAAUUCGCCCUACGCCAUUGUUCCCUCCAGCCCCACCAUGGCCUCCUCAACCAGCCUGCCCUCAAACUGCAGCAGCUCCUCUGGGAUCUUCUCCUUCUCUCCAGCAAACAUGGUUUCAGCUGUGAAGCAGAAGAGCGCCUUUGCUCCUGUCGUUCGUCCCCAGUCCUCACCUCCACCCACAUGCACCAGCACCAAUGAGAAUGUUCUCCAAGAUCAGUCUUUUGUCGACUCUAACAAGUACUCCACAGCCAGCGCGCUCCAGGGCCUGGCCUUCUCCUGAAUGAUCCCUGGAAUGAUCAUUCCUCCCAUGUAGGGUGUGUUUGUGUGUGUGUGCAUGUGUGUGUGUGUGUGUGUGUGUGUGUGUGUGUGUGUGUGUGUGUGUGUGUGUGUGUGUGUGUCAGCGUGUGUUUGUGUUUAGAGAGACAGAGGAAGAUGAAACACACUCUUUCAUGCCACUGGCUUCACUAAGUGUGUGCGGAAGACUCCGGUGAUGGACUGACCUCACAGUCGUGCUCUGAAGGAUGACAAACUCCAAACUCAGGCCCUUUUUAAACUCAAUCUGCUUUGAAACAAAAACAUAAUAGAGGUAGAACAAUACGAGAAAAAAAAAAAAAAAAACAUUGAACUGAACUAUUGUACCUCCCUGUUUUGAUGUUGAAAUUUGUACUCAUCUUGUAGACACUUUUUAAGAUAAGGGGCAACAGCACAGACAAUGCUUACCCACCCCACACUAUAACAUGAGAGGUCUAUUUAUUUUAAAAGCUUAACAGUUGUUGUUUUGCCAUCAUAUUUGUGUGUUUCUGUGUGCAUCAACCUUUUAUGAAAUGACCUGACACGAUGUUGCAGUGGUUUCUAUUUAUGAUUUUGUAUACUAAAUGAAGGAUUACCAGUGAUGGCCCACUGAAUUUGAAAAAUUGCUUUUGAAUUUAAAAAGGAGAACUUAAAAAAAAACUCUUUUAAAACAUCUUGUUCAGUUAGUUUACAAAUGUGCCAGCAGCGUGAAUCAUUAUUAAACUCCUUAAAGGGAUAGUUCACCAAAAAUAAAAAUGAUGUAGUCAUUUACUCACCUUCAUGUCAUUCCAAAACAGAAAACUUUAAAAAGAAGAUAUUCAGUCACGAUUUACUUUCAUUGCAUCUUUUUUAUUUUUUCCAUACAAUAAAAUUGAAUGGUGAUUGAGACUUUCAUUCUGCCUAAUAUCUUGUUUUGUGUUCAAUUGAAAAAAUAAAGUUUGGGAUUUGGAACAACACAUGGGUGAGUGAAAUAUGACAUAAUUUUUAUUUUUGGUUGAAUUAUUCCUUUAAAAGUCCUAAACUGAUAUUGUCAAGUGGUAAAAACAUAAUUUUUGUUCCUUUUCCAUGUUUGAAAACCACUAAAAUUGGUUAUUGCCAAAAAAAGAACUCCUCUCUUUUGCAUUGUUACUAUCAUGCCAUAAUUUUUACACUCAUCUUCCAUCAUAUUUGUUAAAGGGAUAGUUCACCCAAAAAUGAAAAUUCUCUCAUCAUUUACUCACCCUCAUGCCUUCUGAGAUGUGUAUGACUUUCUUUCUUCUGCAGAACACAAAUGAAGAUUUUAAGAAGAAUAUUUCAGCUCUGCUGGUCCAUACAAUGCAAGUGAAUGGUGUCUAGAAUUUUGAAGCUCCAAAAAGGACAUAAAUGCAGCAUAAAAGUAAUCCAUACGACUCCAAUGGUUAAAUCUUUAUCUUCAGAAGCGACAUGAUAGAUCAAUAUUUGAGUCCUUUUUUACUAUAAAUUCUCCUCCCUUCCCAUUAGGUGGUGAUAUGCAUGAAUAAUUCGAAUCACCAAAAACAAAAGAAGAAGAAGAAUGUGAAAGUGAAAGUGGAGAUUUAUAGUAAAAAAUACUUAAACAUUGAUCUGUUUCUCACUUACACCUAUCAUAUCGCUUCUAAAGAUAUGGAUUAAACCACUGGAGUCAUAUGGAUUACUUUUAUGCUGCCUUUAUGUGCUUUUUUGAGCUUCAAAGUUUUUUAUACCAUUCCCAUUUCAUUGUGAGGACCAACAGAGCUGAAAUAUUUUUUCUAAAAAUCUUUGUUUUCAGCAGAAGAAAAAAAGUCACAUCUGGGAUGGCAUGAGGGUGAGUAAAUGAUAAGAGAAUUUUCAUUUUUGGGUGAACUAACCCUUUAAGAUCAGACAAUUCCUUCUGAUCUUGAACCCUGUUUUAUCUCAUAAAAUCAUUCUAUAAUGCAAAAAUGCAUAGACCAAACACUUACCCAUUGUUAUAUAAAAUAAAUGCUGCACAAAGACAAAUAUGCAUCAUACAUGGAGCCAAGGGGAUCAAAUAGCCCUAAACUUUCUAAAGCGAUUACUGCCUUCUUUUUAUCUGAUAUAAUGAAGGAUUAGUUUUUGUUGAAGAAAACACAAAUGAGAGAAUCUUUUUUAAGUUUGUUGUAUUUGUAAUCUUCAUUUCUUUCAUUUUAAUCUGUUUGUUUUGUAGAAAAACUGUGAUUACAUUCAUCAUUUAUUUUGCAACGUGUAGUGCUUCCUCUAGCAGAUAAUGAAUGUUAAGACUGAAAUUACUGAAAUAUUGCAGGAAGAAACAUUGCUCGGUAGAGCCAUUUUGCUCAUUGGUUAACACCAGAAUCAUGUAGAUCAAUCUGAUUUUAGCACUGUGAAAGCUCUGUAAUGAAAGACUGAAGAUCUAGAUGAAGCCAUUACUUUUGUUUGGGUUCUAGCACGUGUGUUGUGUACAAAGUGAUAAAUAUGUUUAUGAUUUUGUCUUUAAUUUUGCCAAAGUCAUUGUUUAAAAUUUAUUUAUACAUCAGAAAAGAGUCAUAAGGCAGCUUUAUACAACCUAGUGUCACUGAUAUAAUGUUUAAGCCACACUUAACAGAUCUCAUUGACUUUAGCUCUGAAGUUUUCAUGAUCAAAAAGGGAUAUAUGUAGGAAAUCCAUAAGAAUAACGUACGUGUAUCGCUUGAAUUUGUACAUGCUUCAAAUCUCUUUUCCUCGUGUUAUGUGUUUUCGCUCAUAAUCUGCUUUUGUUAUUAUGUCAUCUGCCAAUUUGUCUCCAUAAAUGUGAUUUUGAAACUUUAUUUGUAUAGCAAUUUUGUAUUUCAAUGUACAACCAUGCUUUAAAGAAAAAAAAAAAAAAAUUAUUCCAUUCACGCAAAUCAGGUUUUUGGGGGUUUUCAUGUCUAAUGCAAAAUGUGUUACACCAUUUAUUUUUUUUUCCAUAUGGCAAAAUUAGAUAAAUUAGAUAAAUAGUAAAUAUUAUAAGGCAAUGAACUUUGAGGAUACAUUCACCAGGUAAACAAUAUAAGUAUAGCCUUAUCUUUUUAAUUUGUUUCUCUGGAGUUAUUGCUUUAAUGCACAGUGAAUAUAAUAUCUUUUUCCUCAAGUUUUUAAGGGGGGAAAAAUAAAACAAAUAUCAAUUGUCAAUAAUUCCACAAUCCUUCCACAAUCUCGUGGAAGUGUACCAACAGUUUAUUGUCUUAAUGCAGAUUUCUCUUUUUACAUUAUUUAUUUAUUUUUAAAAAUGUAUUUAGAUGGCUUGUUUGUUAAAUAAUAAAAAAAAAAAAAAAAAAAAAAAAAGGUAAUUGAA
This is a messenger RNA of Myxocyprinus asiaticus (Chinese sucker), 5272 nucleotides long. RefSeq names its product transcription factor COE1-A-like. Bases 185 to 1993 code for a protein of 602 amino acids. The record is from RefSeq and is a predicted model, not a curated record. The transcript is spliced from 17 exons. Gene Ontology annotation, molecular function: DNA-binding transcription factor activity, RNA polymerase II-specific; RNA polymerase II cis-regulatory region sequence-specific DNA binding. NCBI's taxonomy places the organism in Eukaryota, Metazoa, Chordata, Actinopteri, Cypriniformes, Catostomidae. Gene Ontology annotation, biological process: regulation of transcription by RNA polymerase II.